This is a messenger RNA of Folsomia candida, 1883 nucleotides long. It is a transcript of the gene Art1, whose product is annotated as protein arginine N-methyltransferase 1. Gene Ontology annotation, molecular function: protein-arginine N-methyltransferase activity. Lineage: Eukaryota; Metazoa; Arthropoda; Collembola; Entomobryomorpha; Isotomidae. The coding region runs from base 446 to 1558 and encodes 370 amino acids. The record is from RefSeq and is a predicted model, not a curated record. Gene Ontology annotation, cellular component: nucleus. The transcript has 9 exons. Gene Ontology annotation, biological process: peptidyl-arginine methylation.
GGCCAUGGACAAAGAGGGAAAUCUGAGGCGAGUGAGCUGAUCAAGCGAGGCCUGCGAGUGAAUUUGUAUAAAGUUUUUGACGAGGCACGCGCAACUUGUUCAUUCUUGGAAAUCUACAUUCAGAAAAUUUGUACUGAAUUCAUCUUUCUUGAGGUUAUCAUGUUCCAAAGUCAAUGCAAGACUAGCAGCAAGUAACGAUUCUACGUACGUCUGAUAAGUUCGUCCCCCCCGGCCUUGUAUUAUUCGUCUACGUUUUCAACGUUCCUUCUGCUUCAACACACUACUAAAAAAUUCUCAAGACAAGUUUCUGAAAUCACCAGAGUUGUGAAUUAAUGUUGUUUGCCACCUGAAAAUAAAUAUUUGUGUCGUCGUUUAUCGACGGACAGGGCGGUUGUAGAAUCGUUGUUAUCUAAAUUUCUAUCCUUACCUUGUUAGUCAAUUGACCAUGUCGAAAAUGGUGGUGGAGAGUGGUCUGGUCGUUGUUCCCACUGGAGGUGACGAGAACAAUAUUGAUGAUCUGAAGAAGGCCACGGCCAACGGUCCGACGACAAAGGAGGAUGUCGCCGUCGACGAAAUGACUUCAAAGGAUUAUUACUUUGACUCGUAUGCCCACUUUGGAAUUCAUGAGGAAAUGCUGAAGGAUGAAGUCAGGACUCUGACCUACAAGAAUUCAAUGCAUUACAAUAAGCAUUUAUUUCGGGGAAAGACUGUUUUGGACAUUGGCUGUGGUACAGGAAUUCUUUCCAUGUUUGCUGCUAACGCUGGUGCUUCACGAGUGAUUGGUGUUGAAUGUUCCAACAUUGCCACACACGCGAGAACUAUUGUGAAGGCGAACCAACUGGAUGACGUCGUCACGAUUAUUAAAGGAAAGGUCGAGGAAGUCGAACUCCCUGAUGGAAUCGAAAAAGUGGAUAUCAUUAUCUCAGAGUGGAUGGGAUAUUGUCUUUUUUAUGAAUCCAUGUUGGAAACGGUCUUGUAUGCUCGCGACAAGUGGCUUAAGCCUGGAGGCAUGUUAUUUCCUGAUAAAUGCUCCUUGUCUAUCUGCGGAAUUGAAGAUCGUCAGUACAAGGAGGACAAAAUCCACUGGUGGGAUAAUGUAUAUGGAUUCGACAUGAGCUGUUUACGGGAUGUUGCUAUUCGUGAGCCUUUGGUGGAUGUGGUUGAUCAAAAGCAGGUGGUUACCAACCAUUGUCAGUUGUUGGAAAUUGACUUGAACACAAUGAAGAAGGAGGAUCUCAAUUUUGAUGUCCCAUUCUGUCUUACGAUUCGACAGAAUGAUUAUCUUCAUGCGUUUGUGACUUAUUUUAACGUGGAGUUCUCAAAAUGUCACAAGCGAACUUGGUUUUCCACUGCACCAGAGGCACCAUACACACAUUGGAAGCAAACUGUAUUUUAUUUGCAUGAUUAUGCAACAGUGGAAAAGGGAGAACAAGUCCUCGGACGAUUCGGAUUGAAACAAAACUCUCGCAACAAUCGUGAUCUUGACUUUUCCAUCCAAGUCGAUUUUGACGGAAAGAAUUCGCACCUUCACGAGUCUAACCCGUACCGUAUGCGUUAACGAUGAUGUGCGUUUACUAUUAGGUCUUCCUCUUUUCACUAUCAUUGUUAUCAUUCAUGUUUAUUUGUGCUGCUCUUCUAAUAUUGUUAUACUAUUCCAUCUGGGAAUGUGCGUAGCUGCUACAAUAUUUCAUUUUCUUUACUCAAUUUAUGCAGACAGCGUGGUUUACAAUAUAUGAUGGUCUAUAGAAUUCGACAUGAACAACUUAGCGUUUUGAUUUGAAAUGAUUAAUAAUUUACUUCAACUUUGAAAUAUUUUGUAAGUUUUUAUUAGACUUUGCAAUGGAUUAUAAUAAAAUACAACACGUUUUGUCUUACUUGAAAAA